UGCCCCCUCCAAUUAUUGUUUGAUUACAUUUGGUAUUAGGAUAAGUAUGUAGGAUGUAGAAUCGCCAGUUGACCGGCGAAUUCGAACUGAAAUAGUUGUGUAGUCGUAUUAUAUUAAACAAUAAACAUGCCGAAAGUAGUAUUCUAUUAUUUCCCUUUGAAGGCGCUGGGUGAGGGCAUCAGAUUGCUCCUGUCAUACGGUGGUCAGGAGUUCGAAGACCACCGCGUGCCCAUUGAUCAGUGGGUCGACUUUAAACCAAAAACUCCGUUCGGGCAGCUGCCGAUGAUGGAAAUAGACGGAAAGACAUACACACAGGCUGUGGCGAUGUCACGUUACCUAGGUCGCAAGUACGGCGUGGCCGGCAAGGACAUCGAGGAAGAUUUUGAAAUCGACCAAAACGUAGACUUCUUUAACGACAUACGAGCCAAGGCAGCAUCGGUGCAAUACGAACCGAAUGAGGAAAUUAAAAAUAAGAAGCACGAGGAGAAUAUGAAGAAUCACUACCCGUUCUUGCUGAAGACACUUAACGAUAUUAUUGUCAAGAAUAACGGACACCUCGCGCUUGGCAAGUUGACCUGGGGUGACUUCCUGUUUGCCGGUUUUUACGAUUACCUUAAAGUUAUGCUGCAAAUGCCUGACCUCGACACGAAGUAUCCAGCCUUUAAAAAGUUGACUGACAAUGUUCUGUCACUGCCCAAGGUGAAGGAGUACGUCGCCAAGGCACCAGUUUCAGAUUAUUAAGGAAUUUAUUUUAUGUCCUCUCUAACGGCUUGUACAGUGCUUCUAUUUUCUCAAUGUCCCUUGGUAAACUUCGUGUCUCGGCCGUCGUCGGGCUUUUAUUCAGUUGCCCUUUGCCUUUGGUACAGAACGGACGCUUUCAGUCGACUUAGAAGUGUAUAUAGAUUUGCUAUUACAUUUUUUAUUUAUUAUACAAUGGGAGUAAAGCCGCUAAAGAUACCGACUGAAAUUUGAAAUGAUUAUUCAUUUUUAGUUAUAAAUGUAAAAGAAGCACACUUUAUUUACUGCACACUUUUGUUAACUUGCUUAUUAACAUGGAGUAAAUGUUAAUAAAAAUAGGGAAAAGGUUGUACAGGAAAUACUUUUUUAUUACCGAAGGACAUUGAGACAAUAGAGGUGCUAUAGUGCUAUGUAUCUGGUUUGUCAUGUAGCAGUGGGAUCUAUCUUAAAUCUGUUUUCUUGGGAUCAGACCUCGGCUGAAAUCCUAUAGUGUGGGCACGGUGUACAGGAUUAAGAGCAGGAUACUUCAGAUUUCAAUUCAACUCUAGUAAGACCAGGCAAAGAUCAAACUUGAUGAGUACUAUGGAACACAUUGCUUGAUCUCAAAUGGACGUCACAAAUAAAUUCGAUAUUUAUAAUAAUAUUGGUCUAUUUUCUGUUAAAACUAAUCAUUAGUAACAGUUAUUAAGUGCUUUGAAGCUGUCUGUUAAGUACUCAAACUAAUUCCUUUCGAAUUGCAAGAUAAGUAGAGAUUUCGAGUAUUUUUACAUUCUCACAA
Hyposmocoma kahamanoa is the source of this 1516-nucleotide messenger RNA. Its product is annotated as glutathione S-transferase 2-like. Lineage: Eukaryota; Metazoa; Arthropoda; Insecta; Lepidoptera; Cosmopterigidae. The transcript has 5 exons. Gene Ontology annotation, molecular function: glutathione transferase activity. Gene Ontology annotation, biological process: glutathione metabolic process. The coding region runs from base 127 to 741 and encodes 204 amino acids. The record is from RefSeq and is a predicted model, not a curated record.